This is a messenger RNA of Heterobilharzia americana, 1624 nucleotides long. Lineage: Eukaryota; Metazoa; Platyhelminthes; Trematoda; Strigeidida; Schistosomatidae. The record is from the annotation of a GenBank genome assembly.
AUGUGGUCACCGGAGUACGAUGUUGGUCUUGAAGACAGCUUGUCAGAUGAGGAAUUAUCGAUAUUGCGGCAGUUUUACGAACGAAUGCUCAAGUGUUCACUCGAUGUGUGCAGGUCUAAGCGUUAUCUUAUUCGUUGGUUACGUGCUCGUAAUUGGGAUAUAGACGAAGCAGAGAAUAUGUUAUGUACUCACAUAAAAUGGCGAGAAAUUCAUGAGGUUCAUACAAUCAUUGACCGCUAUACAGUUCCAGAAAUGAUACAAAAAUACUUCCCUGGUGGAUUUUGUGGUGAGGAUAAGGAAGGUUAUCCACUAUAUUGUGCUCCUGUUGGUCGAUUCGAUCCAGGUGGUUUUAUGAAGGCCACUACAAAUACAGAAUUUAUUCAAAGUAGAAUUUAUUUCUUGGAAUACAUUACGCAAAAAAUUUUUUAUGAAAAGUCUAAGGAACAUAACAAAUGCAUUGACCAGUUGACACUUAUAUUGGAUAUGAAAGGUUUAAGCUUGAAACAUAUGCAUCCAUCCUGGAUCCCUGUAUUUUCUGAAAUGAUGACAGUACUGGAAGCAAAUUAUCCUGAAGUUUUGCGGAUCUGUUACCAAACUUACACAAGAAAAGAUUCACGUUUUAAAAUCAGACUACCGACCUGCCUUACUUCAAGCAUUGAUGCUACUGGAUUGCCAGCCUGUUAUGGUGGGAAAAUCACUGAUCCGAAUGGUGAUCCUCAGUGUCCAUCUAGAAUAUCAUGGGGUGGUUCUGUUCAUCCUUCUUUUUUUCGGAAGAAGCUACCAGAUGUUAAACCAACCAUAUCAAAGCAGAAUGAAACCCCUGAAGAGGUGAAGCAUCUUACAGACUGUGGUCAAGCUUUGAGUUUAGCUGAAGUCGGUCCAGCUUCACGUAGAGAUAUUUAUAUUGGAGCGGUUUCAGUUACGGAUGAGAUUAAUUGGUGGGUUUCAUGUGAAGCUCACGAUAUCGCAGUUUGUGUGUUGAUGAAAAAACCUUCUACUGAUAACGAGGAAGUUAUGAAUGAUUCAACUUCAAGUUCAGAACAGUUAAUUGAAGUUGUUCCAGCUAAACGUGUCUCAUCAAAUGAAAAGAUUGUUCAAGGAACGCUUAGGGUUGAAACAGCAGGAAUGUAUGUCCUUUCUUUAGACAAUUCAUAUAGUUGGACAAAAUCGAAACGCUUAUGGUAUCACUUUAGUGUAACUGUAAAAGCAGAAAAAAGUUCACAUAAUUGUACACCAUUUACACCUUUAUCAAUUGAAUUUGACAAUGAACAGUGUAAACAAAUCACUGAUACACUUAUGAAUGAUUUAACUGUAUUACCAAUUCCAAAAGAAAAUUAUUAUGCUUGUCGUAUGGAAACAGGUGGAAGUAUGGAUUUGAAUGUAAGCAUCCUAUUCAGAUUCCUUGUACAAAUAUUCAUUCUACCAAGAAUUAAACAACGUCUUAAUUAAUUCCAUUAUAUAAUCAAAGUAAAAUCUUAUUGAUGGUGAUCAACUAGUUAAUACUACUCUUGACAAGAGGAUACAAUGAGUUGAUCAAUUAACCAGUUAAUUAUUUAGACAGUCAAUUGAUCAUUUAAAGGUUAUAUGAAUCACUACCAAGUGAAAGUCUUUCUUAUCUUCUGCA